AUUAGCUGAAAUAUUGUGAAAAAUAAGUUUAACUAAGUCAAUUCUUUAUUAUUAUUAUUGUAAAUAAAUGUGUCAAUGGCUUUGUCACACGCAAAACGUGAAGAAAUUCCUGAAGAUGCGGUGAUUAUAUCACAGGAAGAAGCUCUAACAUACCAAUGGAAGAUUAUAAGUGAAUGGGAAAAACCAACUGAAGUAAUUGCAUUACGAAAUGGCCCAGCUGUUUUGAGUGUUCUCUCGGGGGUCACCGGUUUUUUUGUUAACAAUCACUACCGCAAAUAUCUUCGUCUUGGCGUAUAUGGUAGAAGUUCAACAUACCUGCCAAUUGUUGUAAUACCUGCACUGUUUACAUAUAUGACACAUAAAUACUUUGUGCAACGAGAUUUAAUAUUGACACCAAUUGCAUGUCCGCUAUGCCUGCAGACACGUGCAUCCGCAUUUCAAAGCGGCAUUGGUUGUGUCUAUCCAACAGUGCUGGCACCUUUUGCUGCAUUUAUGUUUGCCACAAGACAUUACACCUACCGCCUGCCUUCAAUAACGAAAAAUCCCAAAGAUGUUUUCAAACUAUGGCGUAAAAUGACUCGACCCAUAACACCGGUACUAGCAACAAUUUUUGUAGGUCAAGCAAUAGCUGCUGCUUAUAUAACCUAUAGAGAACAAUUGGAAUAUUUGCGUUUGCAAAUAAAAAUGCAAGAAAUCGAAAACAAAAUAAUGGAAGAACAUUUUUCAUCUACUUCGAGCUUUGAAUAAAAGAUAAGGCAGUGAAGAUGGUAACAACAUAGCUGGCAAAGAUGUUAAUAUCAUUUUCACUGAUUAUCUCAAAAUAAUUAAUAAUAUUCUUUCUAUUUUUGUAAAACAAACAAAAUUAAAAUGUAUAUGUAUGUAUGUAUAUAAU
This is a messenger RNA of Teleopsis dalmanni, 892 nucleotides long. RefSeq lists its product as uncharacterized. The transcript has 2 exons. NCBI's taxonomy places the organism in Eukaryota, Metazoa, Arthropoda, Insecta, Diptera, Diopsidae. Bases 76 to 747 code for a protein of 223 amino acids. Gene Ontology annotation, cellular component: mitochondrion. The record is from RefSeq and is a predicted model, not a curated record. Gene Ontology annotation, biological process: mitochondrial respiratory chain complex I assembly.